AUGGACGAAUCCACGACGCACCUCCUAACCUCCCUCCUCCCCCCCACCGUCGCCACCCUCAUCGACACGCACAUCCUGUCCCCGACGUCCCCCCUCCAGGCCCUCAAGCGGCACCUCCUGCUGCAGGCCCGCCGCCUGCAGCCCGCCGUGCAGCCGGUGCUCGACCGCGCGCUCGAGCAGCUGUCGUCGCACCAGGCCGCGCUCGACGUGCUCCUGCCGCUGGCCACGGUCGUCGCGACCGUCGUGGUGCUCAACUGGGUGCGCCGGCUGGUGCUCUGGUGGACGCGGCUCGUGUUCCGGGCCCUGUUCUGGGCGCUCGUCGCGGUGUUUGCGGCGUGGGUGUGGAAUCGGGGGGUUGUGGAGAGCGCGAGGGAUGCGGCUGUGCUGGGGGCCAAAGUUGCGGGUUAUGUGGCUGUGUUGAAGGACGUUUGGGUGGAUGAGUAUAAGAGGUAUGAGGGGCAGCAGGCGAGUGGGAAGUGGGAUGAGUAUUCGGCGAGGAGGAGCGGUGGCGGGCUGUAUGAGCAGAGGCGGUGA
Trichoderma citrinoviride is the source of this 534-nucleotide messenger RNA. RefSeq lists its product as hypothetical. NCBI's taxonomy places the organism in Eukaryota, Fungi, Ascomycota, Sordariomycetes, Hypocreales, Hypocreaceae. The transcript has a single exon. The coding region runs from base 1 to 534 and encodes 177 amino acids. The record is from RefSeq and is a predicted model, not a curated record.